Messenger RNA from Agelaius phoeniceus (red-winged blackbird), 882 nucleotides. NCBI's taxonomy places the organism in Eukaryota, Metazoa, Chordata, Aves, Passeriformes, Icteridae. The record is from RefSeq and is a predicted model, not a curated record.
AGGAUCUUUUAAAAGGGAAAUGACUACAUAAAGCCAUGUUUAACACAGGACAGUGAGUUUACACAGUGAUAUUCAUCUGUUGUUCUGCUAACUGUUAAGCACUUCUGUUCCUGGAAUCACACCCCAGUCACUGGUUCCUGUGAAUAUGAAAUACUGAAUCAAGCUGGGGAGGUCAAAAUAUUUCUUAUAUUGAAGGUCUUGUAAACUUUUAUUAGCUUAGAAGAAGAAAACUUCCAGAGUUCUUGAGAGAUGGCUUUGGAGACAUGUGGAAACUGUUUGAGUUGCCUGCUGGUACCUCUUGCACUUUGGAGUAUUGUUGUGAACAUCCUCCUAUACUUUCCAAACGGGAAAGCUCUGCCUGCUGCCAGUUACCAGUUCCCCAGCCAUGAGUGGUAUUUUGAAGGCAUCUGUUUCUCAGGUGUGAUGAUCCUUCUUUUGGCAGUAAUUCUAAUAACACUGGAGUGUAGUGUGUUCUAUCGGUGCUGCCAGAGUGAGAGCUGUAACAAAACCUACAGGAGUUUUAUUUCUAUUGUGCUAGCCCUUCUUGGAAUUGCUUUCUCGGGAUACAGUUGCAUCAUUUUUACCCUGCAUUUGAUUCAAGGCCCUUUCUGCAAUUCAUCAAGUGGAUGGAAUUAUAUUUUCAAAGACACUGCUGGGGGGUACCUCACAGAUUACCCUGCCUGGUCUAAGUGCACAGAACCUGCUAAUGUUGUGGAGUGGAAUAUUAUUUUACUCUCGAUUUUGAUAGCACUCAGCGGACUGCAGUUGAUCAUCUGUAUUCUCAAAGUAGCCACUGAGUUGAAACGAACACUCUGUGGGACCUAUUCUGUUUUUGUGCAGGAUGCUGUAGAACUGCUUUUGUACUCCCUUGUCAUUGCUUAG